AUGAGCAACCACUUGUUACUUACACAUGAAAUUCUCGAUGUGGGAGCCAUUAGCAAUUUGGUAUCUGCAGGCAGCUGUGGUGCUAUAUCUCUGUUUGUGGGGACCACACGCGAUAACUUUGAGGAUAAGACAGUAGUAUCAUUGGAGUAUGAAGCCUAUGAACCUAUGGCAUUGAAAGAAAUGGAAAGUAUAUGUAGCCAAUUGAGGCAACGUUGGCCGGACAUUGUUAAUAUUGCUAUAUAUCAUCGUUUGGGCCUAGUUCCCGUUAGUGAAGCCAGUGUUGUCAUAGCCAUAUCUUCGCCGCAUCGAAAAACAUCUUUGGAAGCAGUUUCAAUGGCUAUUGAAGAUCUUAAAAAGCAUGUGCCCAUUUGGAAAAAAGAAAAAUAUGAUGAUGAUGAAGGCAUGUGGAAGGAAAACAAAGAAUGCAAAUGGCAAACCAAAGAAAAGGAAGAGAUAUAACAGUAUGUAUAUAUACAUACAUGGGUGAUGUAUUGCAAACUUGUUUUUUUUUAUAGCUCGAAUUGUUGUAUUUGUUCUAAAGUCUUGUUUUGUGCAAUAAAUAUUCUUAUACUAA
This is a messenger RNA of Stomoxys calcitrans (stable fly), 574 nucleotides long. Its product is annotated as molybdopterin synthase catalytic subunit 1-like. The record is from RefSeq and is a predicted model, not a curated record. Gene Ontology annotation, biological process: Mo-molybdopterin cofactor biosynthetic process. Gene Ontology annotation, cellular component: cytosol. The coding region runs from base 1 to 459 and encodes 152 amino acids. Gene Ontology annotation, molecular function: molybdopterin synthase activity. Lineage: Eukaryota; Metazoa; Arthropoda; Insecta; Diptera; Muscidae. The transcript has a single exon.